This is a messenger RNA of Microbotryum saponariae, 2275 nucleotides long. The record is from the annotation of a GenBank genome assembly. NCBI's taxonomy places the organism in Eukaryota, Fungi, Basidiomycota, Microbotryomycetes, Microbotryales, Microbotryaceae.
AUGUCGAACCUCAACAGCAGCACCAACAGACCCACGUCGUCUUCCCGAACAGGGGCCCCCUCGAGUGGUGGAGGACAUGCGAGGUAGGAGAACACGCGGCGACGUGUACACGCUGACCACGUUCGCUGACGCUUGGACGAGCGCCACCUCCACGACCGCCCCCCCCACUUGGCUCGUGCGUGGCUCUUCCCACCGCGCAGGGACGACGUGUUGCAGUUCCUCGAAUCGCUCGACGACUAUUCCAACCCCAAGCCGACGACUAGUACGACUAGUACGACUAGCUCGGGGUCGGUUCGUGCUUCCGCUCCGUCGGUGCUGGCUUCGUCGGCCAAUUCGCGUACGGCCACCGCGCGCACGCUCUCCAACUCGACCAACACCCGAGGCGCGACCGGAGCAGCAGCAGGAGCACCCCCACCACAGGGCUCACUCCGCGCAUCCCAGAACAAUUCUUCUUUGAGCAUCUCGACCGGAACUCCGGGCAACGCAGCCACCGCUCCUUCCUCUGCGAACCCAGCCUCCUCGUCGACAGCCACCCCCGCGACGGCCAACAGCAACGCGACCGAAGCCCAAUCCGUCCUCGACUUUCUCGACGAGAUCACCCAACGUUCCUCGACCCCGACCCAUCCCGUACAGGCGAGGCCUUUGCCCGCACCUCGAACGACGGGAGGUGGACCCGCGCCAUCAUCUUUGAGUCGUAGUACGAGUAGGACGAGCAUUCAGUCCACCGCUUCGUCCGCGCCACCACCUAGGAGGAGCACCGAUAGCGUUAGGUCGACCCGUAUUCCGGCGUCCAAUAGCUCGAAUGCGUUGAGCACUUCGCCUCCGACCCAUCAACAGAAUCUGUCUUCAUUUACCACGACCCAUGCGACAGCGCCCAGCUCGAACGACGGAGCGGCAGCGAACAACAAUGCUGGAGGGUGGGGCUGGUCCUCGAUGUGGUCCCAGGCGUCGAACGUGGUGCAACAAGCUUCACACGUCGUCGCCCACGCUCGCACCGUCGCAGAGGAACAAGUCCUAUCCGCGACCCAACAAGCCAAAGAAGGUGGACUCUCCUCCCUACCCGGAGGACUGAUCAAAGCCCUCGGCGAGAACGAACAAGCGAAAAAAGUCAUGGGCCUCGCCUCGAACGUUCAUUUCGAUCAAUUAGGUAAAGACCUCAAAAGUUCGACGUUGAAGAGCCUGACGGAUUUGAUCAAUGCGGUCGCGCCGCCAAUUGCCGAACAUGAGCUGUUGAAGGUUAGCUUGAGCCAUGAUAUGAUUGGGUACGAUGGCGUCGAGCAGUUGGUGUACAGUAGUUUGUCCAAAGUGAGUGCGCGAGGAUCGGUCCAGGCGAUUGAACUUCGGACCUGAUGCCUUGUGUCGUCAGGUCAUGGAGCAAGUCGAAGGAGGGACCUUGAUUGUCAACAAGGGCGAUCAAGGAACGCAACGCCACUCCGAGUCCAACGACGAGGAACGCGAUCUCAACCUCGUCGAAGGGCUUGAAGCGGCCUGGAAACUGGCCGAGGUGAGUUCUCAUUCCGUAGCAUCCUCAGGAGCCGACGCUUUGAACCUGCACAGUGUCUGCAGUUCCUGACGGUGUGGAAGUCUCACAGGCCAAUUUGGACCAAUUGAUCAAGACGACGUUCAAGCCUUCAUCUGCUCCGAAUGCGAACAACUCGAAUGCCGCAGAGGGGGGCAUCACCAUCCCCGUUACGACCUGUCCCAUCUACAUGCGCAUUCAACCCUGUCUCGCACCGAUCCCUUUCCUCCCUCCUUCUCUUACGACCAUCUCACCAACCGAAGGCUCUGUCACAACCUCAUCAGCAAAGGCGCUCUUCUUCCUCUUGGUCUUGAACGACCCCACGCACGGGUUGAAGCACGUCAGUUUGAGUCAGAGCUUACCGGCGAAUUGGUUGGACAUCCCUUUCGAGGAGAACGAGUGGGUCGAGGAUGUGAUGGUUGAGGUGAUAAGGAGAUCGGUCGAGUGAGUGCAUCCACUUGUUUUUUUUUUGUGUGUGUUCCGGACCGGUUCGUCAUUGACAAGUUCGUUGAGAAUUGGUGCAGAAUCAUCGGUCAGGAAUACAUUUCCCAUCGGAUGAGCGCGCGAUCUCUAGCCAUCCAAAAAGCCCGCGAUCUAGCCCAGGCUCAAUUGGAUCAAGAACAUGCACAAGGUGGUGGUGGUGGUGAAGAACCUAGUAUCCGAGUGUCUUUCGAGGGAGGUGAUCAGCAACAGCAGCAGCAGCGGCAGCAGGAGCAGACGAGGCAGGCCGCGGCGAUGGCGGGGUUGACGAUUUAG